Striga hermonthica is the source of this 2274-nucleotide messenger RNA. NCBI's taxonomy places the organism in Eukaryota, Viridiplantae, Streptophyta, Magnoliopsida, Lamiales, Orobanchaceae. The record is from the annotation of a GenBank genome assembly.
AUGAAUAAUGGGCAUACCCAAAUAUUUACCAAGGUUUUCACCUUCCCGGAAUCCCAGCCGCUGGCUCAAAGAAGACCGAGCCUCCACCGUCAAGUUAGGGGAGAAGUAGGCGUGCGUCUUGUGCUCACUCACACGUUGUUUCUCACUCAAGAGAGAGGAGAGAGGAGAGAGGAGAGAGGAGAGAGGAGAGAGUUCAGGUGUGGAAGUGCUUCCUAUUCUCGCGAUUAUACUCUGGAAAAGACGAAGAUUCGGUUAUUGGUAAGUUCCGAUAUGGCAGUUGCAGGAGCUGGUAUAAGGUAUGCACCUGAAGAUCCCUCCCUCCCCAAACCAUGGAAAGGACUUGUUGAUGAUAAGACUGGUUAUCUGUAUUACUGGAACCCAGAGACCAAUAUAACCCAAUAUGAGAAACCUGUAGCCUCCUCAUUGCAUGCAAGCUCUGCAUCAUCUCACAAAGCUCUGAGUUCGUCGGUCCAAAAGCUCCCCAAGGGACAUCUACAUGAAAACUAUGAUGACGAUAGAUAUACUAAAGAUGGCAUGAAUGGAUCAGCAAAGACAGCCAGAAGCAGACCAGAUUAUUCUCCACGUGAUGCAGAUUUCAGAAGCAGUGGACAGGGAUCAUAUGUUUCUAAAGGUGUGGAAAGCGGUGUGUCGGCAGAUUCUUAUCGGCGUCGCCAUGAGAUUUCUGUUACAGGAGAUAAUGUUCCUCCACCUUUCUGCUCAUUUGAAUCCACUGGUUUUCCUUCAGAGAUAUUAAGGGAGGUACAGCAUGCUGGUUUUUCUGUUCCUACUCCAAUACAAGCGCAGUCAUGGCCAAUUGCUCUUCAAGGGCGUGAUAUAGUAGCCAUUGCUAAGACAGGAUCUGGGAAAACUUUGGGCUACUUAAUUCCUGGGUUCAUUCAUUUGAAACAGAGGCAUAAUAAUCCUAAAUUAGGCCCAACAGUUUUGGUGCUUUCUCCGACAAGGGAGCUUGCAACUCAGAUACAAGAUGAAGCUGUUAAGUUUGGAAGAUCGUCUAAGAUAUCUUGCACGUGUUUAUAUGGAGGUGCCCCUAAAGGUCCUCAGUUGAGGGAUCUUGACAGAGGUGUAGAUGUGGUGGUUGCUACUCCUGGUAGAUUGAAUGACAUUCUGGAGAUGAGAAGAGUUAGCCUCCACCAAGUGUCGUAUUUGGUCUUGGAUGAGGCAGAUAGGAUGCUGGACAUGGGGUUUGAACCUCAGAUCAGGAAAAUCGUGAAGCAGGUGCCUUCUCGGAGGCAGACCCUUAUGUACACUGCAACAUGGCCCAAGGAGGUGCGCAGAAUUGCCGCUGAUUUACUGGUUAACUCUGUUCAGGUUAACAUUGGAAAUGUCGAUGAGCUUGUUGCUAACAAGGCGAUAACUCAGUAUGUUGAAGUUCUGCCACCCAUGGAAAAGAGGAGACGCCUGGAACAGAUACUGAGAUCUCAAGAACCAGGAUCAAAGGUUAUUAUUUUCUGCUCCACGAAGAAAAUGUGUGAUCAGCUUGCUGGUAACUUAACUCGGCAGUUUGGAGCUGUUGCUAUUCAUGGAGACAAAUCUCAGGGCGAGAGAGACUACGUUUUGAAUCAGUUUCGCAAUGGAAGGUCCCCAAUACUAGUAGCUACUGAUGUGGCAGCUCGUGGUCUGGACAUUAAGGAUAUAAGGGUGGUCAUAAACUUCGACUUCCCUACUGGAAUCGAGGAUUACGUGCACAGGAUUGGAAGAACCGGGCGGGCGGGAGCUACUGGAGUUUCCUACACUUUUCUUUGUGAUCAAGACUCGAAACAUGCAGCCGAACUUGUCAAGCUUUUGGAGGGAGCCAAUCAGCGUGUGCCCAAUGAGGUCCGUGAUAUGGCUUCCCAUGGUGGUGGACGAGCAAAACGCCAGUGGGGCCUGGGUUCUGGCGGCCACUUCGCCGGAGGUCGUGGGAGGGCUGGUGGUGGCAGGUGGGGAGUGUCGUCAUCUCCCGAUAGGAGAGUUGGCCGUGGUUAUGAUCGCGAUCCACGUGAUAGACACGGUUAUGUUGUUCCAAGCGGGCAUGAAACAAUUGCAAACGGAAGCUUUGGUAAUAAGAGCUUUCAGGAGAGCAUGAAUUCUGCUUCCAGGAAAAGAGUCAGGAGUAGAAGCCGAAGCCGAAGUCCCGAGAGAUUCAAUUCCACACGGAAGGAUUUUUAUGAUUCUAUCCCGGGCCGGGCUCGGUCACCACCGCCUAGGAGUGGGCGGGCCUCACAUCAUCGAGAAGAAGGCAUGAUAAAAAAGGACAAUGGUUGGUUAGGUUGA